GGGGGCGGUGGCAGAUCCCGUAAGUCGGCCGGCCGCGUAGUCGCUGCAGCCGCAGCCGCCGCCGCCACAUUCAACAGGCAGCAGCGCCGCGGUCGGGCCGCCGGGGAGAGCGAGCGGCCCGCGGCGUCCGUCCGUCCUUCCGUCCGCGGGCCCUGUCAGCAGGAGCGCGGCGCCCGCGCUGCCCGGGCCCGGCGACUCUGGCCUGCCGUCCCGUGCGUGCACCGAACCCGGAGGAGCCUCGAUUUUGAUGGACCCGCGAAGUUAAGUUCUGGGCUCGCGCUUCUACUCUGCCGCGCCUUCCUCCCGGUUUCUGUCCGCUCGCCGCGCCGACCUCGCCCCCCGAAAUCUUGGACCGGCUCUUCGCGCCCCCUCCCCUUGGUCCCCGGGGCUGCGCUGUACCCCUUCUUGGCUCUCCCGCGGCUGGGGGAGGGGCGGGGGUCACCAUGGCCGAAGCGCCCCAGGUGGUGGAGAUCGACCCGGACUUCGAGCCGCUGCCCCGGCCGCGCUCGUGCACCUGGCCGCUGCCCAGGCCGGAGUUUAGCCAGUCCAACUCGGCCACCUCCAGCCCGGCGCCGUCGGGCGGCGCGGCCACGAACCCCGACGCCGCCGCGGGCCUGCCGUCGGCCUCGGCCGCUGCUGUCAACGCCGACUUCAUGAGCAACCUGACCCUGCUGGAGGAGAGCGGGGACUUCCAGCAGGCGCCCGGCUCCGUGGCGGCGGCGGCAGCGGUGGCGGCGGCGGCGGCCGCAGCUGCCGCCACCGGGGGGGCUGUGCGGGGAGUUCCAGGGCCCGGAGGCGGGCUGCCUGCACCCGGCGCCGCCGCAGCCCCCGCCGCCCGGGCCGCUGUCGCAGCACCCGCCCGUGCCCCCCGCCGCCGCCGGGCCGCUCGCGGGGCAGGCGCGCAAGAGCAGCUCGUCCCGCCGCAACGCGUGGGGCAACCUGUCGUAUGCGGACCUCAUCACCAAGGCCAUCGAGAGUUCGGCGGAGAAGCGGCUCACGCUGUCGCAGAUUUACGAGUGGAUGGUCAAGAGCGUGCCCUACUUCAAGGAUAAGGGCGACAGCAACAGCUCGGCGGGCUGGAAGGAGAGCAGCUGCCUGUAUUUGCCUAGAAUUUCUUUGGGGAGCCUGAACUGUUUGCGUUUUUCUGGAACACUCUGCCCUUGGAAACUACCCAGUACCCUGGCAUCAUGGGAAUUUACUCGGUCAGUUUUUGUGUGUGUGUGCGUGCUGUAACUUUGGGGCUUCCUGGAGUACUCUUGGAAAGGCAGUAUAAACCCCAUGGUGAUUGGAGAGGGCAAAGGAGUUUGCCGUCGUAGGGAGCAUGGAGUGAGCAGAGUGGAUUCAGCCCUGCUUCUCUACCGUUCAAGAUUUACCCUGGGCUUCAUAGGAACAACUUGCAGAGACUUGCCUAGCCCCCCCGGGGCCUCCCUUGGGUCAGAUAACUACCCUUUUUUGGUGCAUACAAAAUUGUGAAGUUGAUGUGGUUGUUUCUCAGUGGUGAAACAGAGAGGACCAGAUGAACUUGGAAAAAUGUUUACUUUCCGUGUCUAAGAGAUAAAGGUUUGUAUUCCAAUGGAUAUG
Messenger RNA from Equus quagga, 1581 nucleotides. Its product is annotated as forkhead box protein O1-like. The coding region runs from base 444 to 1052 and encodes 202 amino acids. The record is from RefSeq and is a predicted model, not a curated record. The transcript is spliced from 2 exons. Gene Ontology annotation, cellular component: nucleus. Gene Ontology annotation, biological process: regulation of transcription by RNA polymerase II; insulin receptor signaling pathway. NCBI's taxonomy places the organism in Eukaryota, Metazoa, Chordata, Mammalia, Perissodactyla, Equidae. Gene Ontology annotation, molecular function: DNA-binding transcription factor activity, RNA polymerase II-specific; RNA polymerase II cis-regulatory region sequence-specific DNA binding.